Molecule: messenger RNA, 1125 nt
Organism: Rhodamnia argentea
Lineage: Eukaryota; Viridiplantae; Streptophyta; Magnoliopsida; Myrtales; Myrtaceae
Product: xyloglucan endotransglucosylase protein 7-like
Exons: 3
Coding region: 3-989 (328 amino acids)
Biological process (GO): cell wall biogenesis; xyloglucan metabolic process
Cellular component (GO): apoplast; cell wall
Molecular function (GO): hydrolase activity, hydrolyzing O-glycosyl compounds; xyloglucan:xyloglucosyl transferase activity
Source: RefSeq, a predicted model, not a curated record
AAAUGCUUCUCAUCACAAACACCCAUCAUCCCCAUUCAAUUGGAUUCAUCCUCUCUUUUUUCCACUCAUCUCUCCUUGGGUCUCAAGUUCAGUGGUUCUCGAGCACUAGCCUGUUUGUCUUUGUCAUGGCUUCUUCCAACUUUGCAAUUCUCUUCUUCGCUUCCCUUCUGCUCAAAAGUUUGAUGGUUGCAUGUGCUGGCAACUUCCACCAAGAGUUCGACAUAACCUGGGGAGAUGGCAGAGCUCGGAUACUCAACAAUGGAGAUCUCCUCACUCUCUCUCUCGACAAGGCUUCGGGCUCCGGCUUCCAAUCCAAGAACGAAUAUCUUUUCGGCAAGAUCGACAUGCAACUCAAGCUAGUCCCUGGAAACUCUGCUGGCACUGUCACUGCGUACUAUCUAUCCUCAAAAGGGUCAGCGUGGGACGAGAUAGAUUUUGAGUUCUUGGGAAACCUGAGUGACGAUCCAUACAUUCUUCACACCAAUGUGUUCAGCCAAGGCAAGGGAAACAGGGAACAGCAAUUCUAUCUCUGGUUCGACCCGACUGCUGAUUUCCACACCUACUCCAUCCUCUGGAACCCGCAACGCAUCAUAUUCUCAGUGGACGGCACUCCCAUCAGGGAAUUCAAGAACGCGGAAUCGAGCGGCGUUCCAUUCCCCAAGAGCCAACCGAUGAGGAUUUACUCGAGCCUGUGGAACGCGGACGACUGGGCAACGAGAGGCGGGCUGGUGAAGACAGACUGGUCGCGAGCUCCGUUCACGGCUUCGUACAGGAGCUUCAACGCGGAUGCCUGCGUCUGGUCCUCCGGGUCGUCGUCUUGCGGGUCCAACCCGGCCUCGAGCGACGGCAAUUCUUGGCUCACGCAAGAGCUGGACACGACCAGCCAAGAGAGGCUGAAGUGGGUGCAGCAGAAUUACAUGAUCUACGACUACUGCUCCGACUCCAAGAGGUUCCCUCAAGGCCUCCCUCCAGAAUGCAGCCGGUCUUAAUAUUAUAGAGGAGGGCCGGACAAAGAGAGCGCGAAUGCUAAGGCAUUUUACAUAGGACGAUUCUUUCAUUGAAUUUUCAUAUUCUUUUUAACAUGUUUGACAAUAUCUUGUUCUUUAUGUAAUAUUUACCUUGGUU